This is a messenger RNA of Colletotrichum scovillei, 2370 nucleotides long. Its product is annotated as smr domain-containing protein. The transcript has 3 exons. The record is from RefSeq and is a predicted model, not a curated record. The coding region runs from base 444 to 2057 and encodes 537 amino acids. NCBI's taxonomy places the organism in Eukaryota, Fungi, Ascomycota, Sordariomycetes, Glomerellales, Glomerellaceae. Gene Ontology annotation, molecular function: ubiquitin binding.
CCUAGCCCGGCGGAUGACAGACAUGAUCAGAGUCAUUGAUUUGCUUUUUGACAAGACUUAGAUUGGCGGCCACAUGAUUCAUCGAGCACUCGCUAGCAUUUGAGCACUCUAGCGCCAAAGACUUUCCUUUACAGAAACCAACAUCCUCUACCACCACCAAAAAAAGCCCCGCCUGCGUCAUCACCACCAUUGUGUCGUCUGCUCGUUUGUUUGCUACGCGGCUACCCGCGCAUUCGACUGUCGCUACACAACUAAUUUCGGUUCUUGCUUGCAACUACUGUUGCUUGACUGAUUCCCUUGACCGACUCGGCCUUCUGGUUGUUUUCACGGCCAGAGACUCGGUAGCAAAAAUACCUUUUUGCAGCUUUCCCUUCCAGCAUGACUAGUGAGCUUUGGACUAUUUCACAACGAUAUCUCGAACCGUGAAGGUUUCAUCUUGACCAAUGGCUACAACAACCCUAGAUGACUUAGUGGCGGAAUUUCCCCUGCUAGAUCCUACUGUCGUUAUCGCGAUCGCGAGCGAAAUAGAUCUUGAAGAUGCAAGCCAGCUCACCGACGUUCGCGGGAUGCUGCAGAGCAUAGCGCAGAAUGUGCUUGUCGAAGAGGCGAGCGGAUUCAACGCCAGCGGUGUCCCGGACACCAUCAGUUCCGUUGAUGGGGGAGUAGAUGCACGAGACAGCUCCACGGUCUCGGAGGGGCUUCAGCCGAGGGACUCGGAUUCCUCUGGAACCAGGCUGACGAGCCCGCCUCCGUCUGAACCGGAUUAUGACGUCCCCCGUAUAGCAACUUUUGACGGCGACUCGGAUCAAGAGAAACUCUUGCAGCUGCAGGAUAUGUUCUCAGACCUGAAGCCGCAUGAUGUGAGCUUCGCGCUCAAGAAAGCCAAGGGCGACUUCCAAGCCGCCCUGGAGACCUUGUUGAACAUUCAGUAUCUUGAGUCCAUCGGCGAGAGGCCAAAGGGCAUCGACGGCUUCGCGGAUUCGGGGCUGUCUCAGAAGGCGUCCGGGAAAAAGAAAGCCAAGGGAAAGAAACGAAAAGAUCUUCGUACGGACCUGUCGUCCAGCUCGAGUAGCAUCAAUGAAACUUCGCCCGUCAUUGACGAAAAUGAACGGGUUGAGAAGAUCCUGUUCAUCGUGGAGAAGCUCGAUCUGCCGUUCGAUGAAGUGUCGGAUGUCUUCGAUGCGCGGAAAGGCUCAACAGAACUCACCAUCAUAGAGUUCCUCGAUCGUUUUGUUAAGCAGGGUGUCGGUGCCUGGACUGGCGAAGAUGAGCACCGGAAGCAGUACAUUCAGGAACUCAAGAAGCAGUUCCGGCACAUUCCCGAACAGUACUUGUCUCCCCUCAACGAAGUCACACGUAGCGACCAUCAGUGGACAGAGGAGGUUGCUACGUUGCUGAAUCGUUACUAUGGCAAGUUGCCCGCCAAACGUCUGGACAUUAACUACAAGCUCGCGCCUUUGACGACGGAAGAGCUGGAGGGCUCGUCCGAUGGCUGGCAAAAGGUUGCCUCGCCAAAAACGUCACUCAUGUCGCCCAUUGGACGGCCCCUUAACAGCCCGGUUCUCCUGAAUAGCCCCUCGUCGGGACCCCGCACUUAUCAGCAGGCCAUGGACACAGCUGGCAUGUACCGCGAGGCCAGCAGUCACUCUUAUACGACUGCCGGCCAAGUGUACAAAAAGGGACAUUUGUACAGGCAGGCAGCAGGAUACUAUGCAGAUCGGGGACGCGAGGAGGCGCGCAGUUUCGCCAAGGCAAAGAGCGUCGCGGCCGAUAUACACGUUUCCAGCACUAGUUCAGGAAAGUCGAUCGAUCUCCACGGCGUCGAAGUUGCGGACGGCGUCCGAAUCGCUCGUGAGCGCGUUUGGGACUGGUGGAAUGGCCUCGGCGAGUACCGAGCAAGGAAGGCGGCCGAAGGCUUCACGAUUGUUACAGGCCGUGGCCUCCAUAGUGCCGGGGGCGUGUCGCGACUGAGACAGGGCGUUAUUGCCGCCCUCGUCAACGACGGGUGGAAAGUAUCGAUCGAAACUGGGAGCUAUCGUGUGACGGGUCGUCGUUGAUUCAGCUAGACUGACAGACGAGGUGGUGGUGUUUGCUGUUGGAAGGAAUGGCACUUGCUUGCAUCAACGUGCAAGUCUGGGCCCGGCUUCGAGAUCCUCGGAUGCUUCCGAGCAGGCACCAGCAUUAAGCAACUGUCCUGAAACUUGCAUAGCCGUCGCCCGGCGCUGCUGUGUUCAAAGUCUGAAUGGUGGAGCAUCGGCUUGACUGACAGCAUAUCUUGGUUAGCAUUAUCAAUCGGGCGUUCGAGAGAGCGAGUACAAUUGGACGAAUUCUGGGCGAAGACGUUAUCCCUUUGGAAAUUUUGAAAUUGAC